Callorhinus ursinus (northern fur seal) is the source of this 1729-nucleotide messenger RNA. RefSeq names its product zinc finger protein 704 (gene ZNF704). Gene Ontology annotation, cellular component: nucleus. Lineage: Eukaryota; Metazoa; Chordata; Mammalia; Carnivora; Otariidae. Gene Ontology annotation, biological process: regulation of transcription by RNA polymerase II. The record is from RefSeq and is a predicted model, not a curated record. Gene Ontology annotation, molecular function: RNA polymerase II cis-regulatory region sequence-specific DNA binding; DNA-binding transcription factor activity.
CCGGCCCCGGCCCCGGCCCCGGCCCCGGAGAGCUGGAGGCCGCCGCUGCCGCCGCCGCGCAGCGCCGGGACCGGCCCCCCUCGGGCCGCCGGGGCCGCCGCCGCCUCGUCGCCAGUGCUGCUGCUUCUGGGGGAGGAAGACGAGGACGAGGAAGGCGGGAGCAGGCGGCGGAGGGGGCUCGGGCGGGUGGAGGAGAAGCCCCGAGGGGGCGCGGAGGAGGAGGAUGACGACGAGGAAGACGAGGACGAGGAGGUGGUCGUCGAGGUGGUGGACGGCGACGACGACGAGGAGGACAGCGAGGAGCGCUUCAUGCCCCUCGGCCCCGGCCGUGCGGUCCCCAAGGGCCCGGCCCGGGGCGCGUUGAAGGUGGGGAGCAUUAAGCGGGAAACGACCUUCACAUUUCAACCAGAGGACUUAAAACGUGACUCUAGUAAAAAAAUGUCUCAUCAACACUUGUUUCCCUUGGCCAUGGAGGAAGAUGUGAAAACAGCAGACACCAAAAAAGCCAACCGAGCCCUUGACCAUGAAAAAGAAAACACUCGCUCCAUCUGUCUCCUUGAGCAAAAACGGAAAGUUGUUUCUUCCAAUAUUGAUGUUCCUCCAGCAAGGAAAUCUUCAGAGGAACUGGACAUGGACAAGGUGACAGCAGCAAUGGUACUAACCAGCUUGUCCACCAGCCCUUUGGUUCGAAGCCCACCUGUGCGGCCAAAUGAGGGCCUCAGCGGAUCCUGGAAGGAGGGAGGAGGCGUGCCUUCCAGCAGUAGCAGCAGCGGCUACUGGAGCUGGAGCGCCCCCAGCGACCAGUCCAACCCGUCCACGCCGUCGCCGCCGCUGUCCGCUGACAGCUUCAAGCCCUUCCGCAGCCCCGCACCGCCGCCGCCGCCCGACGACGGCAUCGACGAGGCGGAGGCCAGUAACCUGCUCUUCGAUGAGCCCAUCCCCAGGAAAAGAAAGAAUUCUAUGAAGGUGAUGUUCAAAUGCCUGUGGAAGAACUGCGGGAAGGUGCUGAGCACUGCGGCGGGAAUCCAGAAACACAUACGGACCAUCCAUCUUGGGCGUGUUGGGGACUCCGACUACAGUGAUGGAGAAGAGGACUUUUACUACACUGAGAUCAAGCUCAACACAGACUCAGUGGCAGACGGACUGAGCAGCCUGGCCCCGGUGUCACCGUCUCAGUCCCUGGCUUCGCCUCCCACUUUCCCCAUCCCAGAUUCAAGCCGAACAGAGACUCCUUGUGCCAAAACUGAGACUAAACUGAUGACACCCUUGAGCCGCUCAGCUCCCACCACCCUCUACCUCGUGCACACCGACCAUGCUUACCAGGCCACGCCCCCCGUGACCAUUCCAGGAUCGGCCAAGUUCACCCCCAACGGUAGCAGCUUCAGCAUUUCUUGGCAGUCUCCUCCGGUUACCUUCACGGGCAUUCCAGUGUCACCGACACAUAAUCAUCCGGUGGGCACAGGGGAGCAGAGACAGCACACCCACACGGUCUUGUCCUCGCCACCCAGAGGGACAGUCAGCCUGAGGAAGCCCCGGGGAGAGGGCAAGAAGUGCCGCAAGGUGUAUGGCAUGGAGAACCGGGACCUGUGGUGCACGGCGUGCCGCUGGAAGAAGGCGUGCCAGAGGUUCACUGACUGACCCCCGGGGCCCCUGAGCCCCGCUGCCCUCGCCUUCCACCGCAGGCUCUGGAAAAGCGCUUUUUCUUCCGAACAAAAACACACUUGAAGCC